AUGGCCUCUCUAUUAAACGAACCUUUGCUUUCGGACCGACCUCUUUUUACCGAUAUACUAAGCACUACGGCUAAAGAAGAUGACGCAAGCCAAGAUAAGUUAAUUGAUAAAGCAAUUAAAAAUCAAGCGAUUAAGAGUCAAGCGGCUAAAGAUAAGGACGAAGCACAAAAAAGUAAAGCAGAUAUAAUACGCGGCGAAAGCGUAAAAGAAGAAAACUUAAAUUUGCAAAGUAAACAAAUUACUUUACUUAGCGCAAAUCCUUAUUUUUAG
This is a messenger RNA of Drepanopeziza brunnea f. sp. 'multigermtubi' MB_m1, 270 nucleotides long. NCBI's taxonomy places the organism in Eukaryota, Fungi, Ascomycota, Leotiomycetes, Helotiales, Drepanopezizaceae. The record is from RefSeq and is a predicted model, not a curated record.